Messenger RNA from Carica papaya (papaya), 2231 nucleotides. NCBI's taxonomy places the organism in Eukaryota, Viridiplantae, Streptophyta, Magnoliopsida, Brassicales, Caricaceae. The record is from RefSeq and is a predicted model, not a curated record.
GCUUACACAGAGCCGUAGCGAUCUCGUUCAUCUCUCAAUUUUCUCUUUUGUUCUGUUCUGUUCUGUUCUGUGUUGUAUUUUGCCAAGACACGUGAAAGGCAAGAAAAAAAAAAAAAAACAGAGGUAGGUCAGAGGAGACCGGAGGAAGACGAAGAGGCGGACGGUGUUAAACGCUGAAUUGCAGCAUCGAGUCGGCGAUCUAUGCGACCGACGUUAAUCUCUUCGGUUCUUGGUAGAUCUUUCGUCGUGUUCUUGUUCUUAUUCUUGGAAUCCGGUCGGUUCCGGAACUGUGGAGGAUAUUGUUUUGAGUCGAUAUUAGGCAAAGAAAAUUCACCUUAUGAGCUGGUUUGAUAAGCUGCGUUGUUCCUCCAAUUUCAGCCGCUUCAUUGCCGGCCUUCUCAUCUUCAUACUUUAUCAUUCGUUUCAGUUAAUUUCUAAUUUCUUGAUUCCUAUACACCCGUAAACUCUCUCAGAAGUUUGUUUCGCGUGUUUCGAUUUAUUUUCUUGCUUUGUUGUUCGAAUUAUCAACAACAUCUUCGUCGUCGUCCUCAUUAAGAUCUUUAUGGACACCGACGAUUCUUUCUCCAGUGACAACUUGUUGGACGGCACUAUUGCCUCACUUAUUGAGAGACGUAACAGUUCACACCCGUCUGUCAUCGUAAUUGGUGCCGGUAUUUCAGGUCUUGCUGCUGCACGUAUUCUUCAUGAUGCAUCUUUUGAGGUGGUUGUGCUGGAGUCACGGGAUAGACUUGGUGGCCGUAUCCAUACUGACUACUCAUUUGGUUGCCCUGUGGAUAUGGGAGCUUCAUGGCUACAUGGAGUCUGCAAUGAGAAUCCUUUGGCUCCCUUAAUACGCUGUCUAGGGCUCACGUUGUACCGUACUAGCGGCGACAACUCUGUGUUGUAUGACCAUGAUUUAGAAAGUUAUGCACUUUUUGAUAAGCAUGGCCAUAAAGUUCCACAGCAGAUGGUCGCUGAAGUUGGAGAGACUUUUGAGAAAAUCCUCAAAAAGACAGAGCAAGUAAGGGAUGAACAUACCAGUGACAUGUCUGUCCUUCAAGCAAUAUCGCUUGUGUUAGAUAGGCAUCCAGAAUUGAGACAAGGAGGGCUUGCCUAUGAAGUGUUGCAGUGGUACAUAUGCAGAAUGGAAGCUUGGUUUGCAGCGGACGCAGAUAUGAUAUCACUGAAAUGUUGGGACCAGGAGCAUGUUCUUACUGGUGGUCAUGGACUUAUGGUGCAAGGUUAUGACCCUGUGAUAAAGGCUCUUGCAAAAGAUAUUGAUGUCCGUUUGAACCAAAGGGUUACAAAAGUCUCCAAUUUGUGUAACAAGGUGACAGUCACAGUUGAAGAGGGGAGGAACUUCAUUGCUGAUGCUGUUGUCAUAACAGUACCAAUUGGUAUUCUAAAAGCCAAUUUAAUACAAUUUGAACCAAAGCUGCCCGAGUGGAAGCUCUCUGCAAUUUCAGGUCUAGGUGUGGGAAAUGAAAACAAGAUUGCCUUAAGAUUCGAUACAGUCUUUUGGCCAAAUGUUGAACUCAUUGGUGUUGUUGCUCCCACUUCUUAUGCCUGUGGUUAUUUUCUCAAUCUUCACAAGGCAACAGGCUAUCCUAUACUUGUCUAUAUGGCUGCUGGAAGAUUUGCUUAUGAUCUCGAGAAGCUAUCUGAUAAAUCUGCUGCAGAUUUUGUGAUGUUGCAACUGAAGAAAAUGUUUCCUGAUGCAACUGAGCCGGUUCAGUAUCUUGUGUCACAUUGGGGAACAGAUCCAAAUUCUCUUGGUUGUUACUCCUACGACAUAGUUGGAAUGCCGGAAGAUCUGUACGAGAGGCUUCGAGCACCUGUUGGAAAUUACUUCUUUGCAGGGGAAGCUGUUAGUAUGGACCAUCAGGGAUCUGUCCAUGGAGCUUACUCAGCUGGAGUAAUGGCUGCUGAGAACUGUCAGAGGUAUCUUUUAGAGAGGCUAGGCAGCCUCGAGAAGAUCCAGAUGGUCUCUCUGAGGAGUGAAAUUCUAGAAGCUACGUUUCCUCUCCGAAUCUCAAGGAUGUGAAACGUUAGAAUUUGGAAAGAAAAACGAGUUGGUUAGUUGUUAUUAUGAUCUCAAAAUAAAUGCUAGAUUAGUAUCGCUAUCUGGUUGAUAGACACUUUUUGUUCAUUUUCAAGUCAUAUAUGUAAAAUCCUUAAUAGUAUGGAUCUACAAUUAACAGAAGCUCCUUUGGUUAUUUGGACAUUGGAUA